This is a messenger RNA of Acipenser ruthenus (sterlet), 4955 nucleotides long. Its product is annotated as fermitin family homolog 1-like. Lineage: Eukaryota; Metazoa; Chordata; Actinopteri; Acipenseriformes; Acipenseridae. Gene Ontology annotation, molecular function: integrin binding. The coding region runs from base 176 to 2206 and encodes 676 amino acids. Gene Ontology annotation, biological process: cell-matrix adhesion; integrin-mediated signaling pathway. The record is from RefSeq and is a predicted model, not a curated record. The transcript has 16 exons. Gene Ontology annotation, cellular component: focal adhesion.
AAGGAAGAGCCCGGUCAUGCGCCAUAGAGAGAAAAAGCUCCUAUGUGCUUCAGAGACAGACUGGGCGGGUACUCUGACUGUGUCUGAAAAGCUUGUGGUUCACUUAGUCACAUACACGACAAGCAGAGAGAGAGAGAGAGAGAGAUAGAUACUUCUCAGGUUUUCUGCUUACAAAAUGACUACAACUGCAGAAUAUGGAGCCACUUCUUGGGAGCUGUGUGUGCAAGUGGAACAUCAGUAUGAAGGCGAACCAAAGGAGUUUAAUAUCAGAGUCACAGGAGACCUCCACAUUGGGGGGCUGAUGCUCAAAUUAGUCGAACAAAUCCAGAUUCCUCAAGACUGGUCAGAUUACGCUCUUUGGUGGGAACAGAAGAACUGUUGGCUGUUGAAGACCCACUGGACACUGGACAAAUAUGGAGUGCAGGCUGAUGCUAAUCUUCUCUACACACCUCAGCACAAAGCUCUGCGGCUACAGCUGCCAAACAUGAAGACUGUCAGACUGAAGGUCAGCUUCUCUGCUAAGGUUUUCAAGGCUGUCACUGAAAUCUGCAAAACUCUGAAUAUCAGAAGGUCAGAGGAGGUCUCCUUACUGAAGCCACUAGAUGAACCACAGAAAAAGAAGAAAAAAGAAAAAAGCAACAAUCCAAUCAUUGAAGACAUUUUAAAUUUGGACAACACUGCAGUCACCCCGGGAUCUGCAGCAAGCCCUGGGCUGUACAGUAAAACCAUGACACCUAUAUACGAUCCAGUCAACGGAACUCCAGUGUCUUCUACCAUAAUGUGGUUCAGUGACAGUCUACUAACAGAACAGAACUGUAAUAUCCUGGCUGUCAGCCAGCCAAACUGCCCACCUGAAAAACUAGCAAAGCUGUACCAGCCACUAUCAUUAGUUGACAAAGCGACAAUAAAUGCAGGAUGGUUAGAUUCAUCCCGCUCACUCAUGGAACAAGGCUUUCAGGAGGAGGAUAAACUUUUGUUGCGCUUCAAGUACUUCAGUUUCUUUGACUUGAACCCAAAAUACGAUGCUGUGAGAAUAAACCAACUCUAUGAACAGGCACGGUGGGCAAUACUUUUGGAAGAAAUCGAAUGCACAGAAGAAGAAAUGUUUAUGUUUGCCUCACUGCAGUACCAUAUAAGCAAGAUGUCCAAGUCUUCUGAACCACAAAGUUCUUCAAAUGAGCCUGACAUAGAUGAAGUAGAAGCUGCCCUAGCUAAUCUAGAAGUGACACUUGAUGGAACACAUUCAGACAGAAUUUUGGAGGACAUCACUGAUAUACCAAAGCUUGCUGAUUAUUUGAAGCUUUUCAGGCCCAAAAAGCUGACCCUGCGAGCAUAUAAAGAGUACUGGUUUGUUUUUAAAGACACCUCCAUAUCUUACUACAAGAAUAUGGAAUGUGCUCGAGCAGAGCCCAUUGAACAGAUGCACCUAAGAGGUUGUGAAGUUGUACCUGAUGUUAAUGUCUCAAGUAAAAAAUUUGGAAUCAAACUCUUAAUUCCUGUAGCUGAUGGCAUGAAUGAAGUCUACCUGCGAUGUGAAAAUGAGAAUCAGUACGCCAAAUGGAUGGCUGCAUGCAUGCUGGCUUCCAAAGGGAAAACCAUGGCCUACAGCUCCUACCGAACUGAAGUCCGCAACAUUCAGUCUUUCCUGAAAAUGAAGGACCUAAACUCAACUCAAGCACAAGCUGCUCCCAAUCUAGAAGCCAUGGAAAUGAACUCCGAUUGCUUUGUGUCUCCCAGAUAUGUGAAAAAGUACAAAAAUAAACAGCUAACAGCACGUAUCCUGGAAGCACAUCAGAAUGUCUCACAAAUGUCUCUUGUGGAAGCCAAGAUGCGCUUUAUACAAGCAUGGCAGUCACUACCUGAGUUUGGCAUCAAAUACUAUAUUGUAAGGUUUCGAGGAUGCAAGAAAGAUGAACUGUUGGGGAUUUCCUACAACAGAUUAAUAAGGAUAGAUAUGAGUACUUGUCUUCCAAUAAUAACCUGGCGGUUCUCGAACAUGAAGCAAUGGAAUGUAAACUGGGAGAUUCGUCAGGUUGCAAUUGAGUUUGAUCAGAAUGUGUCAGUCGCAUUUGCCUGCCUGAGUUGCGACUGUAAGAUCGUCCAUGAGUACAUUGGAGGGUACAUUUUCCUGUCAACCCGAUCCAAGGAUCAAAAUGAAACUUUAGAUGAAGAACUUUUCCAUAAGCUUACAGGAGGACAGGACUAAGAAUGUGUUACUUAGCUUAUUCCAAAUGUAUGGGCACAGUGAAUCCAACGGAGGAUGCUAACCUGCUAUGAGACCACACUCGUUUUUGAAGAACCAAUUUGGAGCUGGAAAGACCUAGAUGAUGACAUUUCUUUGCAAAGCAACAUUUAAAAGCAGAUGUAUAAUAGUACUACUUUAAAACACUGGCCAAACUAACUCCAUGUUUUCUAUAACAAAACAAACUCUAGAUGAAAUUGACUAAGGGAGUAUUUGGCUUGCUAAAACAUUGUGGACAUAUGGAAUAAUAACAGGGUCUGUUCAAAUAUUGACAUAUUUUUUUGUGAUUUAAAGGAGGACAGUAUUUAGAUCUGCUCCCAUUUGGAUCAAUUGAAUAGGCCCCAACAUACAAAGGACUUUCUUUGAACAGAUAAAAACAUUUUCAAUGUUCCCUAGUGUCUUUUCCAAUGAUUUUCCAAGUUGGAAAUGAGUUUAUAUAAAUUCUUCAAUUCCGGUCAUUCUUUUGUACCUGCAGUGUCCCGUGUUUUCCGCAUCACAGUAUUAUAUUUUUUAAACCUACCGCCAACUUUGACAUUUUUUUAUCACAUAUGGGUCAUAAAUUAGCUGGGGAAUGUUUCUUAACAUUUACUCAGUAGUGGUCGCCAGGAGAAAGAGAAUUUAUCUUAUAAGGAUUGCAAUGUGUCCAGAUUAUGCUCCCUCCUGCAACAAUAGUAGAUAUACUGCGAUGUUUAGAAGAAAAAAAUAUAUUCUUCUAGCAAUCAUUCCCAAAAGCUAAAAGGAAAAUAAGGCCCUAGUUGAUUUACUUAUGAUAUCAAAAUAACAGUAACAAAAUAAUCAUGAUUAUGUUGAAAAAUAUAUUGCUGCGAUAUGGACAACACAGGAUAAAGCAAAUGUAAUGUGUUCCUUGUAAACACUGAAGGGGGUUCUUUAAAACUCUAACUAUAUCCUAACAGCAUGAAAAUAUAUAUUUGGUAUUGUUAUAAUUAAAUAUGAAGCAUUGCAUUACAUGUUUUGAACAUGACAAAAAUAAUGAUGUGUAGGCUGUACAAAGGCUGAAGUUAAGCUUUCUUGGAUUUAGCAACGCCUGCUGGAUUUCUGUUAACAUGUCCUGGUUGCUUGUACUUGAUCAUUUUCUUUGAAAACUUCAGAACAAUUAAAAACAAACUAUACCUUAAUAAACCAUGACUUUUAUGAUGCAUCAGUCUAAUGGAAGAAUAGUUAUAAACUACAUUGAAAGGGAUGGGCUUUCUGUUACUGUAAAUCUAAAGUUCUAAAUUUAGUUAGAAAAAGUAUAUUAAUGUUGGUAGAUGUUUAAUAAUGUUCUUUAUCUGCCUGCCUUCAAAAUAGGCACACAAAUAACAUGGGCAUGUCACAACAGUAAUGCUGUAUUUUACAUGAAGCCUAUUCCAUCCUAAGGUAACUUAACAUUAUGCAAUCAAAUUUAUAUUUGACAAGACAGCCGCAAUGUGAAGUGUUCUGCUAGAUACAGUACUCUGGUAUUACCUCAAACUCUCAUUUGAGAUCAGAUCACCAUUUAGAACCCACUAUAGCAGUUUCUUUCAGUUUGGAGAGAGGGGUAUUUUCUUCUACUAGAUCAAGCUAUCAUGCAAGACUAUUUUAUUGGUCAGAAUAUAAAUUCAUAGAAAUUCCACUUGACAUUUCUGAGCUUUGAUUGUAGGUAACAGUUUCUUAACAGAAAAAAUUGAUAUGUAAAUAACAGCACAGUUAAACCAUCUUCCAGUGAAUUAUACAGCUAUACAACUUGUUGUAAACUCAUCAGCCCUUCCCAAAGAAACUGGUACAUCUUGCCACAAGUCAUUUUUUUUUACAGAGUAACAGUAAAAUGCAAUUUCAUUCUGAUUUAUAAUACGUUCACUAACACAGUUGACGCAGUCUCUUAUGGUACAAGUAUCUUUUUAUCAGCAUUGCUUCAGUCUUAUUGCCCACCCAUAGGGUUUUGCAAGACCCUAUUAUGAGUCAUUCAACCAUACAUAUAGUACAGAGAUAGAAACUAUCAAUCAGUGUUUGCUCCAGGACUUAGACUGAGAGUCAAUGUGGCCCCCUCACAAAAUUUUAGGGGGCCAUUUUCUUCAGUGAGGGGGUCAAUAUGUUUGAUUCAGAACCAACCACCAUUUCUUAUUUUUGUUUGUUUUAAAUAUGCCAACAGAGUUUACAGACCUUUUUGUUUCUGAAGAACAAAAAAUAAAACUGUAAAGCUGUAGAUACAACCAAGGUGUCUCUGUAAUACUCACUGUCACUUUUGGGGGAAAUAUUGGGAAAUGUGUCACAGUGAUGCUGGUGUAUCACUGAGUAGAGGAUAUUCAUUGUACCAGAUCACAUUAGAACAGGGGUUUUCAAUCUUUUUAAGCUGCAUACCCCUUUCCAAAAAAUGUAGACCACCGCGUACCUCCAUCUGAGAUAGAAAACAGAAAAAAGGUCUGUACAAUAACAUAUUAUUAUGAGUAUUAACAGAAAAAUAUAUAUUAUAUUUACUUUUGGAUAAAAAUAGUCCCUCAAACAGGUUUCUAAUUGUUGGAAAUAUCAACAUCAUUUUAUUGUAAAUAUUAAUUAAUUCAAAUCAACAAAGCCUCCAUGCUAGCCUCAAUCACUCAGAAAUGACAAAGGACUAUUCUGUGAUAGCAAAUGGCAAUCAUGUAUUUUUAUUGAUAAUAAAAUUACAGAAAAGAAGGCAAAGAAAGCUUCAUUAUCCAUGCAUCUCUACAGCUGACCUCAUUACGAAAAAAUAUUAUUG